CGUCCUGUGUACAGAAGCCAUUACGGCUAUCAUAAACCAGUCUUUACAGUGAAAAAUAUAUAAGUUAGAAUGUGAAAAAAUAUAAAAUAUAUUUGUCUCCUUCUAACUUAUUGUAUUAGUUCAGCAGUGCAGCUAAAAAGAACAGACCAAUAGGAGAAUUUUGCCCAUCUCAAUUCUCAAUUUGUAAUAAUCUGUGACUUUCAUCUACUCGAUUUUAGUGUUAUAAAACCGAGCGAUUUUUAUAUAUUAAUAAAUAAAUUUAUUCAAAAAAUUGAAAAAUAAAUUUUUUAAAUGGCUUACCUGUCACAAUUGGCUUCCUGUGCAUUACAGAAUAUUCGGCAAACUCUAACGUCAUGCGAUAUUAGUGGUUUAGCAAAAGUAUGUGUCAGAUACGCUUCAAAGAAGGCAAGUUCCAGCACCAGGAUUAAACCUGGACAUCCUAGACCAAAACAUAGAGGUUGGAAAGUACAAGAUGGACAUAACGUACAUGCAGGCCAUAUAUUAGCUACACAAUUAAAAGCCAGGUUUCAUCCAGGUCUUAAUGUUGGCUUUGGACGAAAUGGGACUUUAUUUGCUAUGGAAGCUGGAAAAGUAAUGAUAACUUGUGAAAAAAUCAAUCCUGAUUUCAGACAUUUCUGGGUUAGAAAAGCUUAUUCUGGUCGUGAAAAUCAAGUUAUAUAUAAGAAGUACUUUAAUGUUAUUCCUGAACCACAACAUAAUCGAUUUAAGUUAAUGAGUACACUAUAAUAUAAAAAUGUAUAUAUAAAAAAAAUAUCUUAAAAUUAUGAUGGUAGAAUAAUAAAAUAUACUGUUAACCAUA
Messenger RNA from Odontomachus brunneus, 820 nucleotides. It is a transcript of the gene mRpL27, whose product is annotated as 39S ribosomal protein L27, mitochondrial. The record is from RefSeq and is a predicted model, not a curated record. The coding region runs from base 292 to 747 and encodes 151 amino acids. Lineage: Eukaryota; Metazoa; Arthropoda; Insecta; Hymenoptera; Formicidae. Gene Ontology annotation, molecular function: structural constituent of ribosome. Gene Ontology annotation, cellular component: ribosome; mitochondrial large ribosomal subunit. The transcript has 3 exons. Gene Ontology annotation, biological process: translation.